This is a messenger RNA of Hyaena hyaena (striped hyena), 10990 nucleotides long. It is a transcript of the gene TTC28, whose product is annotated as tetratricopeptide repeat domain 28. The record is from RefSeq and is a predicted model, not a curated record. Gene Ontology annotation, molecular function: protein binding. Bases 1 to 7359 code for a protein of 2452 amino acids. Lineage: Eukaryota; Metazoa; Chordata; Mammalia; Carnivora; Hyaenidae. The transcript has 23 exons.
AUGAAGAAUGUCCCUAUUCCUCUCUUUGGUGCUAAGACUAUUGGUCGGAGAAGUCCUGAUGGACCAGUGUUGAGCAAAGCUGAAUUUGUUGAGAAAGUUCGUCAGAGUAACCAGGCCUGUCAUGAUGGAGAUUUUCAUACAGCUAUUGUUCUGUACAAUGAAGCCCUGGCUGUUGACCCUCAGAACUGCAUCUUAUACAGCAAUAGAUCUGCAGCCUAUAUGAAAAUCCAGCAGUAUGACAAGGCACUGGACGAUGCAAUCAAAGCUCGACUUCUCAAUCCAAAAUGGCCAAAGGCAUACUUCCGACAGGGUGUUGCCCUCCAGUACCUGGGACGCCAUGCCGAUGCCCUGGCAGCCUUUGCAUCCGGCCUGGCUCAGGACCCCAAGAGUCUCCAGCUUCUGGUGGGCAUGGUAGAGGCGGCCAUGAAAUCUCCCAUGAGAGACUCUCUCGAGCCCACUUAUCAGCAGCUUCAGAAAAUGAAACUGGACAAGAGCCCCUUUGUGGUCGUAUCUGUGGUUGGGCAGGAACUCCUGACAGCUGGCCAUCAUGGGGCCUCUGUGGUUGUCUUAGAAGCUGCUCUCAAGAUUGGCACCUGCAGCCUCAAACUGAGAGGUUCGGUUUUCUCUGCCCUGAGCAGUGCUUACUGGUCUCUUGGAAACACAGAGAAGAGUACUGGAUACAUGCAGCAGGACUUGGAUGUAGCCAAGACCUUAGGUGACCAGACAGGAGAAUGCCGAGCUCAUGGGAAUCUGGGCUCUGCAUUCUUCUCCAAAGGAAAUUAUCGGGAGGCUCUCACUAACCACAGGCACCAGUUGGUGCUCGCCAUGAAACUCAAGGAUCGAGAGGCAGCUUCCUCAGCCCUGAGCAGUCUGGGCCACGUGUACACAGCCAUUGGUGACUACCCCAAUGCACUGGCCAGUCACAAGCAGUGUGUUCUUCUUGCCAAGCAAUCCAAAGAUGAGCUUUCGGAGGCCCGAGAACUCGGCAACAUGGGAGCCGUGUAUAUUGCCAUGGGUGACUUCGAGAAUGCUGUGCAGUGCCACGAGCAGCAUCUGAAGAUAGCCAAGGACCUGGGGAACAAGCGAGAGGAGGCCCGGGCCUACAGCAACCUGGGCAGCGCCUAUCACUACAGGAGGAACUUUGACAAGGCCAUGUCUUACCACAACUAUGUGCUGGAGCUGGCGCAGGAGCUGGCGGAGAAGGCCAUCGAGAUGCGGGCCUACGCUGGCCUGGGCCAUGCCGCCAGGUGCAUGCAGGAUUUGGAGAGAGCUAAACAGUACCACGAGCAGCAGCUGGGCAUUGCCGAGGAUCUCAAGGACCGCGCCGCAGAGGGGCGAGCGUCCUCCAAUCUGGGAAUCAUACACCAGAUGAAGGGCGAUUAUGAUACUGCACUGAAACUCCACAAGACCCACCUGUGCAUCGCCCAGGAGCUGAGUGACUACGCUGCCCAGGGCCGUGCCUAUGGGAACAUGGGUAAUGCCUACAGCGCUCUGGGCAUGUACGACCAGGCAGUCAAGUACCACCGGCAGGAGCUGCAGAUCUCCAUGGAAGUGAAUGACCGUGCCUCCCAGGCCUCCACCCACGGGAACCUGGCCGUGGCGUACCAGGCCUUGGGUGCCCACGACCGGGCCCUGCAACAUUAUCAGAACCACCUGAACAUUGCUCGCGAGCUUCGCGACAUCCAGAGUGAGGCCCGGGCCCUCAGCAACCUGGGCAACUUCCAUUGCUCUCGGGGGGAGUAUGUCCAGGCCGCCCCCUAUUAUGAACAGUACCUCCGGCUCACUCCCGACCUUCAAGACAUGGAAGGAGAAGGGAAGGUCUGCCACAACCUCGGCUAUGCCCAUUACUGCCUUGGAAAUUACCAGGAGGCGGUCAAGUACUAUGAGCAGGAUCUGGCACUGGCCAAAGACCUUCACGACAAAUUGAGCCAGGCAAAAGCAUACUGCAACUUGGGCCUAGCCUUCAAGGCUCUGCUGAACUUCAGCAAAGCUGAAGAGUGUCAGAAGUACCUACUGUCCCUUGCCCAGUCCCUAAAUAAUUCCCAGGCUAAAUUUCGAGCCCUAGGGAACCUGGGUGAUAUAUUCAUCUGUAAAAAAGAUAUAAAUGGUGCAAUAAAAUUCUAUGAGCAGCAGCUGGGCUUAGCUCACCACAUAAAGGACAGAAGACUGGAAGCCAGUGCAUACGCAGCCCUGGGCACGGCAUACCGCAUGAUCCAGAAAUACGACAAGGCCUUGGGUUAUCACACGCAGGAACUGGAGGUCUAUCAGGAGCUGAGCGAUUUGCCAGGGGAGUGCAGAGCUCAUGGGCACCUGGCUGCCGUCUACAUGGCCCUGGGGAAAUAUACAAUGGCGUUCAAGUGUUACGAAGAGCAGCUGGAUCUAGGGCAGAAGCUGAAGGACCCCAGUCUGGAAGCCCAGGUCUAUGGCAACAUGGGCAUCACAAAGAUGAACAUGAACGUGAUGGAAGAGGCCAUCGGCUACUUUGAGCAGCAACUGGCCAUGCUGCAGCAGCUAAGUGGAAAUGAGUCAGUGCUCGACAGGGGCCGGGCCUACGGCAACCUGGGGGAUUGUUACGAGGCCCUGGGUGACUAUGAGGAAGCUAUCAAGUACUACGAACAGUAUCUGUCUGUGGCCCAGAGUCUGAAUCGCAUGCAAGACCAAGCCAAGGCUUACCGGGGACUAGGAAAUGGCCACAGGGCAAUGGGGAGCUUGCAGCAGGCCCUCGUGUGCUUUGAAAAGAGGCUCGUGGUCGCCCAUGAGCUCGGGGAGGCCUUUAAUAAAGCCCAGGCCUAUGGAGAGCUAGGAAGUCUGCACAGCCAAUUAGGGAAUUACGAACAAGCCAUUUCCUGCCUUGAACGCCAGCUGAACAUUGCUAGAGAGAUGAAAGAUCGCGCACUGGAAAGUGAUGCGGCCUGUGGCCUCGGUGGCGUUUACCAGCAGAUGGGGGAGUAUGACACGGCCCUGCAAUACCACCAGCUCGACCUGCAGAUAGCAGAGGAGACCAAUAACCCCACGGGCCAGGGGCGAGCCUACGGGAACCUGGGCCUGACAUAUGAAUCCCUGGGCACCUUUGAGAGGGCUGUGGUCUAUCAGGAACAGCACUUGAGCAUCGCGGCACAGAUGAAUGACUUGGUGGCCAAGACGGUGUCGUAUAGUAGCCUCGGAAGGACCCAUCAUGCCUUGCAGAACUAUUCCCAGGCAGUAAUGUACUUACAGGAAGGUUUAAGGUUAGCUGAGCAACUGGGCAGAAGAGAAGAUGAAGCCAAAAUUCGCCACGGUCUUGGUCUCUCCCUUUGGGCUAGUGGGAAUCUGGAGGAGGCCCAGCACCAGCUCUACAGAGCAUCGGCCUUGUUUGAAACGAUCCGACACGAGGCGCAGCUGAGCACGGACUACAAACUCUCCCUCUUUGACCUGCAGACCUCCUCCUACCAGGCCCUGCAGCGGGUGCUCGUCAGCCUUGGCCAUCACGAUGAAGCCCUGGCCGUGGCAGAAAGAGGACGGACGAGGGCAUUUGCCGAUCUUCUGGUUGAACGACAGACAGGACAGCAAGACUCCGACCCAUACUCCCCAGUCACCAUCGACCAGAUCUUAGAGAUGGUUAAUGGCCAGAGGGCACUGGUGCUUUACUAUUCCCUGGCUGCCGGCUACCUGUACAGCUGGCUGCUUGCUCCUGGGGCAGGAAUUCUGAAGUUUCACGAGCACUACCUGGGUGAUAACACAGCGGAAAACUCUAGCGACUUCCAGACUGCCAGCAGUGCGUCCCUUCCAGCAGCCUCCAGUUCGGCCCUGGAGCAGCACAUCAGCAGUGUGCGGGAGGCCCUGGGGGUGGAGUCUUACUACUCAAGGCCCUGCGCCAGCAGCGAGACUGAGAGCGAAGCCGGGGACCUCACAGACCAGCAGUUUGAAGAGAUGAACAACAAGCUCAACUCGGUUACUGACCCCACUGGCUUUCUGCGGAUGGUCCGCCGCAACAACCUCUUUAACAGGAGCUGCCAGAGCAUGACAAGCUUGGCCAGCAGCGCCAUGUCGCCCAUCAAGGACGGGGCCUCCUCGCUCCCCCGGAGGCAGAGCUCGUUCGCCAGGCCCCCUCUCCGUGCCCUGUACGACCUGCUCAUAGCACCCAUGGAAGGGGGCCUGAUGCACUCCAGCGGCCCUGUGGGCCGGCACCGGCAGCUGGUUCUGGUCCUGGAGGGGGAGCUCUACCUCAUCCCCUUCGCCCUCCUGAAGGGAAGCUCGUCCAAUGAGUACCUGUACGAGCGCUUCGCCCUCAUCGCCGUGCCGUCCAUCCGCUCCCUCAGCCCGCAGUCCAAGUCUCACCUGAGGAAGAACCCGCCCACACCCUCCAGCUCCACGUCCAUGGCGGCCGUUGUCGGUAACCCCAAGCUGCCGUCAGCCGUGAUGGACAGGUGGCUGUGGGGGCCGAUGCCAUCGGCCGAGGAGGAGGCCUACAUGGUGUCCGAGCUGCUAGGCUGCCAGCCCCUGGUGGGCAGCGUGGCCACCAAGGAGAGGGUCAUGAGUGCUCUGACCCAGGCCGAGUGCGUCCACUUUGCCACCCACAUCUCUUGGAAACUGUCGGCCUUGGUCCUCACGCCCAGCGCGGACGGCAACCCCGCCAGCAGCAAGAGCUCCUUCGGCCACCCCUACACGAUCCCCGAGUCCCUGCGGGUGCAGGACGACGCCAGCGACGGGGACAGCAUCUCGGACUGCCCGCCCCUGCAGGAGCUGCUGCUGACGGCCGCUGACGUCCUGGACCUGCGGCUUCCCGUGAAGCUGGUGGUCCUCGGCUCCUCCCAGGAGUCCAACAGCAAGGUCACGGCGGACGGGGUCAUCGCGCUGACGCGGGCCUUCCUGGCGGCCGGCGCACAGUGUGUUCUCGUGUCUCUGUGGCCUGUGCCUGUGGCUGCCUCCAAGAUGCUCCUCCACACCCUCUACUCCUCCCUGCUGAAUGGCCUGAAAGCCAGCGCGGCCCUGGGGGAGGCCAUGAAGGCGGUGCAGAGCAGCAAGGCCUUCUCGCACCCGUCCAACUGGGCAGGGUUCUUGCUCAUCGGCAGCGACGUUAAGCUGAACAGCCCCUCGUCGCUCAUCGGCCAGGCCCUCACUGAGAUCCUCCAGCACCCGGAGCGCGCACGGGACGCCCUGCGCGUGCUGCUGCACCUGGUGGAGAAGUCCCUGCAGCGCAUCCAGAACGGGCAGCGCAACGCCAUGUACACGUCCCAGCAGAGCGUGGAGAACAAAGUGGGCGGCAUCCCUGGCUGGCAGGCCCUCCUCACCGCUGUGGGCUUCCGGCUGGACCCCCCUGCCAGCGGCCUGCCCGCAGCCGUCUUCUUCCCGACCUCCGACCCGGGUGACCGGCUCCAGCAUUGCAGCAGCACGAUCCAGUCCCUGCUGGGUCUGCCCAACCCUGCCCUCCAAGCCCUCUGCAAGCUCAUCACUGCCUCGGAGACCGGCGAGCAGCUCAUCAGCCGGGCUGUUAAAAAUAUGGUUGGAAUGCUCCACCAGGUGCUGGUUCAGCUGCAGGCGGGCGAGAAGGAGCAGGACUUCACCUCGGCCCCCAUCCAGGUGUCCAUCAGCGUCCAGCUGUGGCGGCUCCCGGGCUGUCACGAGUUCCUGGCGGCUCUAGGGUUCGAUCUCUGUGAGGUGGGUCAGGAGGAAGUAAUCCUGAAAACCGGGAAACAAGCCAAUCGGCGAACCAUGCACUUUGCACUGCAGUCUCUGCUCGCGCUCUUCGAUUCCACCGAGCUGCCCAAGCGCCUCAGCCUCGACAGCUCGUCCUCGCUGGAGUCUCUGGCCUCGGCCCAGUCUGUCUCCAACGCCCUGCCCCUGAGCUACCAGCAGCCUCCCUUCUCCCCCACCGGCGCCGACAGCAUCGCCUCCGACGCCAUCUCCGUGUACAGCCUGAGCUCCAUCGCCUCCUCCAUGAGCUUCGUCUCCAAGCCCGAGGCGGGGUCGGAAGGCGGGGGCGCCCGCGGCCGGCAGGACUACGAGCGGUCCAGGACGGCCUACCCGCAGCGGUCCACGCUGCCUCGGGGCCAGCUGUCCCCCCAGACGCGCCCUGCGGGCGGCAAAGACGACGAAGAGUACGAGGGCUUCUCCAUCAUCAGCACCGAGCCGCUGGCGGCCUACCCGGAGGACGGGAAGCCGCGCUUCUCGCCGGACCACAAGCAGUGCCGCGCGGGGGCAGCCGGGGGCCUGAAGGUUUCCGUCAGCUCCAAGGGCAGCGUGAGCACGCCCAACUCUCCGGUUAAAAUGACCCUGAUUCCCAGCCCCAACUCUCCCUUCCAAAAAGUCGGCAAACUAGCAAGUUCGGACACGGGAGAAUCGGACCAGUCGAGCACGGAAACCGACAGCACCGUGAAGUCCCAAGAAGAAAGCAACCCAAAGCUUGAUCCACAAGAGUUGGCCCAGAAGAUUCUAGAAGAGACGCAAAGUCAUCUCAUGGCGGUGGAGCGGCUGCAGAGGGGCGGCGGCCAGGGCAGCAAGAACGGGCCCCCGGAGGACGGCGGCGCCGGGCCCAACGGAGCCGCGGUCUUCAGGGCGUCGGAGACCAGCGCGUUCAGCCGGCCCCCCCUCUCGCACGCCAGGGGCCAGCCGUCGCCCGUCACCGCUAAACCAAAGCCCCCCGCCAGAAGCUCGUCCCUCCCCAAGGUGAGUUCAGGGUACAGCAGCCCCACCGGCUCCGAGGCGUCCGCCAAGGACGGCGCGAGCCAGCACGGGGCGCGGCCGUCGCCCGGCGCCGACCCCCACACCUCCCUGCCCGAGCAGCCCCUCUUUAAGCUCAAGUACCCCAGCUCUCCCUACAGCGCGCACAUCUCCAAGUCGCCGAGGAAUGCGUCCCCGAGCUCGGGCCACCAGUCCCCCGCCGGCAGCGCGCCGUCCCCGGCCCUGUCCUACUCGUCGGCCGGUUCGGCCCGCUCCAGCCCCGCCGACGCCCCCGACAUAGACAAACUGAAGCUGGCGGCCAUCGACGAGAAGGUGCAGGCCGUGCACAACCUGAAGAUGUUCUGGCAGAGCGCGCCCCAGCACUCCGCGGGGCCGGUGAAGAUAUUCCGGGGGCCCCCGGGGACCAUGACUUCCAAAAGAGAUGUCCUCAGUCUGUUAAAUUUGUCUCCUCGGCACAACAAGAAGGAGGAAGGAGUCGACAAGCUGGAACUUAAGGAACUGUCUAUGCAGCCGCCCGGAGACACGCCACAAAAAGCCCCUCCCAACGGCCACUGGCGCACGGAGACCACGGCGCUGGGCACGCUGCCCCUGCCCGCCGGCCCCGUCGCCCCCGCCCCCGCCCGCCCUUUCAGACUGCCUUCCGGCAACGGCUACAAGUUUCUGUCCCCGGGAAGAUUUUUCCCCUCCUCCAAAUGCUAGAGCACCUCACACCCGCGGGCCGCAGAGGGUGGUGCCGCUCACGGGGCCGAGCCCACAGUCUGAGCGCUGCCCCCCCUCGCUGGGCGCGGACCACCCCCCACCCCCCCCCAGUGCCCCCCAUCCUCACGGCUGGCGGCCACCCUGGGCCAGAGCCACCGCAAGCCGGAACGUGCGUGGGGUUGGUACCGGAGGCUCGUGGACUUUUCUACACGCUUCACCCAAUGUUUACCUUGAACUCCCUGCUUCUCAUCUUUGCUGUGACUCUUCAACAGGAUUUUUUACAAAAACGGUCGUGGUUCUGGGUGGGGAGAGGAAAGGGAGCACAUAUUUUGCUAAGAGGCAUAUAUGCAGUACCUUUUAUACACAGAAAUACAAAUAGAGCUUUUUUUUAAGGCUUUCAGGUGCUGGUUGGGGGAGGGAUAUAUAAAAUCUAAGUUGAAUACUACAUGAAAGUGUGAUACUAGCCAAAAACAGAAUGGUUUUUAAAAUGCCAAUGAUUUGUAAUUAAACUGUAGCAAUUCUGGUCGUAUGACAGCGGAACGUCACAGUAGCAAUGCAAUAACUCACGGUUCAACAGUGCUUCCGUCCUCAACUCCACAAACGUCCUUGGGGCCCCACUGUCAACCAAACUUGAAUUUUCUGAAAAAUUUUAUGUAACUCUCUUAUCCAGGCAUUUUAGAACUAUGCAAUUGUGAUUUAAAAUGCAACUUUGUGCUUUGAAAACAUUAUUGAUGUUUUUUGUACUUGGAUAAACAACUCGGUUUUAUUAUCAAUAGUACUUUGCAUUUAUAGCUGUUAUUUUUAAAAGGCUCAAAUUUUUUAAAAUGUCAAAUUUUGAAUAGUCAUCAAUAAGUAAUUAUCAAGUUGGGGGGGUGAAAUUAUUCAGUUUCCUUGUAAAGCAAAAAAGAAAAAGGAAAAAAAAAAAAAUCCCGCAGCUAAAUGGAUUUAACCAGAAGGGAAAUUCCAGCUCCUAUUCCCUUUAGUAGCUGCUUUAAUUUUAUUCUCUUUUCCCAACUCUCGGCCUCUGACCUGUCUCCUCUGCAGAUCCGUUCCCAGGCUCCCAGAGUCCCAGCACCCAUGUCUGUGACGCCCUCACCACAGCAGGCCCCACCCCCUCCCCUCCCACAUUACACUUCAGUGUUGGCAGCGGAGACAGGGGGCUUUUGCUGGGAUUUACACCCAUGUGAUUGAUGAGCAGGGAAACAUCCCUGAAAGUGCCGCCCUACACGAGCAGGGCUGGCGUCUCCUCCAGCCGUGAGCGCGCACCCAAGUUACCAUCAGCCAGGCUAUGACAAAAGACCGUCUAGGUAGGGGUAAGCAGUGACUUAUAAAGAAAGAGAUGAAAUGCUAAAAAUCAUACUAGUACUAAAUUUAGUUGGAAAAUAUCGGCCCCCGUGCAGUGGCCGUGAGGGGCCUGGCGGGAGGGGCACUAACAUUAAGACCCCCAAGUAGAGCUUUUAACCUCCGGCAGGACGUCACUCUGUCAACACAUGCUGACCAACCGCUUGCCCUGUUCCUCAGUGAACCCCGAGAAAAGGGAAGGAGAACAUUUCUUCAGCGCUUCGCUCUCCCGAGCUCCAUCAUAGAGGUUUUCUUGCCUUUACCCCAACAGUCAGUAAGGAUGUCCCCUUCGAGCCCUGACCCCAACAUGGGAAGACAUACGCUUCGUGAAGAAGCAAUCACGAGGUUCUUGAUGUCAGUAGGGAAAAACCAAACGGUAAUACAAGUCCCAGAGCAGCAAAUGAAAGCAGGCUCAUAGCACUGUGCAUUUAGAUAGCAAAAUCAGGUCCUCAGCAGCAGAAGCGAAACCUCAGAGUAGAUUUCUGAAUCUGAUGUAGAUAGUUAGGCGGUUCCUUUCUUAGCCAUCUCAGCCUCUUUCCCAAGUGCCGAGGAGCCCUGGAGGACCGGCCGGGGGUGUGGGCACCCCCCCAGCCCCCGUCCACCUCCAGUGCUCGUCCCCCACCACCCAGUCCGCUUCCCGUGCGGACCGAGCCGGCUAGGAGGUCUCACGGACCCUAACCUGGCUUUAGUUCUAACCACACUGUUGUUUUAGGUUUCGUGUUGAAAAACCAAAUGGUGCAUUUGACUUUUUUCCCUUGUCCUUAGAGAUAAGCUUCAAUGAAGGAAAGUGUAACACGACAAAACAAUAAGGACCAAUCUGAAAAUCACUGUAGAAUUGCCACCUCCUUAUGUUUACUGUCUUGGUGUUUUCUUUAUGAGUGAAAUGGAUGUAAAGUCAAAGGAGAUGUUUCAGGCUCCUCCACUGAAGAAAAAAAAAAAGUAUGCACUUAAAAGUUAUGUGAAAUUGUAUAAUUCACAAGUUUCUUUGUACAGAUCAGGGGUUGGCAAACUGUGUUGGCAAAUCUGGUCAGAGGCCUCGUUGUUUAUAGCCACAAGAUAGGAAUGGAUUUCACAUGUUUAAAUACAGAAGUACCUCCAUAACAUUCUUGAUCUUGCCUCUUGGCCCACGAAGCCUGCCAUACCUGACGCCUGACCGUUUGAGAAGUUUGCUGACUGCUGGUGUAGGAGGCGCAAAACACAAUGAGAACGUUUUGUUUCUACAGUCUAGGGAGCGUGAGUGUCAAGUUGUGGAUAAAGUUGGCAUGCGUGGGCACCCUGAGCCACGGGGUAGAAGCAGAGGACCCCUGCUUAGUCCGUGGCUCUGUGCCCCACUUGGAAUGAGCCAGCGGAUGUAGGUAAAACUUACAAAACCAUCUUUUCCUUACGAUGUGCAGAAAGCAUUGGAUCUAUUUCGUUUUCAGCUCAGGAAACGGGAAUGCCCUGCCCCCGUUCUACUCCAUCAGAUGCAGACACACUGAACACAAGCAAUAAAAUCUCCCUCUCCCAGAAAACCUCCUCUCCUUGGUGUGGUCACCAAGCAAGGUAGUAGAGCCCAUCUGAACUCUCACCGGUGAAUAGUCAGCUACGUCCCUGAUGCUAACCAAGUCAAAACGCCAGGAUGAAACAAGCUACUGAAACUUACAUUUCGGUCCACCUUAGCAUGUAGUGAAACGAAAACGUCCUCGCCUCCAUCCGAUUUGAAAAACGUCAUGGUCCAUGCCGAUCUUUGCUGACUCUCAGCAGGAGACGAGAGCCACACACAAUGUCCUUGUAUGGCUCUGCCAUCCCCGUGAAUCUCGGUGAGUGGUCGCUGGAGGAAGUCCCCAGCACGCGCCUAGCACCCCCCCCCCCACCUCCCACCGCCACUUGGUUAGUUACUGCUCAGUGUGGAGGGAAUAUGGCGCGGAACUCUGGUCGCUCUCAGUAAGUAGGCAGAGGACAAAAAUUGCGUCAUUUUCAUCACAUAGUUUGUUGUUUUAUCUAAAAGGAUUGUUCACGUGGUUUGUGAGCCAAGCCCUUGCUUGUCAUGGGUCUUUCAAAGAUGUGAGGACACAUGCGGUCCCCUCUCCCCGCCUCAGACACCUUCCCCACUUGGCACUCACCCCCCAUCGUAUGCCGUGUUAGCCAUCCUUGGCCUAGGUGGACUUUUUUUUGUAAAUUACAGUUUCCAGAUGGCAUUAAACUUUUUAUAUUACGAAAUUUACCAUGUAAAAAGAACUUCAUAUUUUUAUUGAGAUUGUUAAGGCACUUGGCCUUCCUUUGUGAUUUCAGUGUCUAUUAAAGCAUGAGU